Messenger RNA from Cloeon dipterum, 2850 nucleotides. RefSeq names its product synaptotagmin-10-like. Gene Ontology annotation, biological process: regulation of calcium ion-dependent exocytosis; cellular response to calcium ion; calcium-ion regulated exocytosis. Lineage: Eukaryota; Metazoa; Arthropoda; Insecta; Ephemeroptera; Baetidae. Gene Ontology annotation, molecular function: SNARE binding; calcium ion binding; calcium-dependent phospholipid binding. The record is from RefSeq and is a predicted model, not a curated record. Bases 1 to 1374 code for a protein of 457 amino acids. The transcript is spliced from 11 exons. Gene Ontology annotation, cellular component: plasma membrane; exocytic vesicle.
AUGACCACUGCGUGCGGAGGUGGAUCGUUACCGACCAGCGCCGUGAGCGUCUUGGGCGCUGUGGCCGUGCUGCUGGUGGCCGCUGUCAGCUACCAGUGCGCCCUGGCCACGUGGCGCAAGUUGCUCCGGGGGUGGCGGCUGGGCUCUGACAGCGGGGUGGAGGCGGAAGCGGCGCCCACUGCCGUCCGCAUCAGCCACUCGCUGCCGGACUUGCAGCCCCUGCCGCCCCCCACAGCACCCGUUCUUGAUGUCCCGCGACCCCCUCGUCCCUGUGAAGUCAAAAAGGUCCUUCGUCAAACUACUCUUCCGUCUGUGCCUACCAGGCAUCAAACUUUUCAACGUCAGCUAUCCCAUCGUCUUGAUCUGGACGAUGUCCCCUUCACCGUUUGUACUCUAGAACCGAAACACAGCAUAGGCCAUAUCAUGCCGGAGUUGUACGCCAAGGAAAUGUGUCUGCAGCCGGCCAUCGAGGAAGUCGACAACGUGCAGACGUGCGGCACCUUGAGCUUCUCCCUUCGCUACGACAAAGACGUCGAGGGCCUCGUUGUCAAGAUACUGGAGGCACACGAUCUUCCCAUCAAAGACUUUAUGGGCAGCAGCGACCCGUACGUUAAGGUGCAGCUCCUGCCGGACCGGAAAAGAAAAUUUCAGACCAAGGUCCACCGUAAGAACUUAAACCCCGUCUUUAAUGAAACCUUCAUAUUCAGUGUUGCGUUUGAGGAGUUGGGCGACCGUUACUUGCAAUUCUCCGUAUACGACUUUGACCGCUUUUCCAGGCAUGACAUCAUCGGUCAGGUCGUGUUCAGAGGUCUGCUGGACCAAAGCGAUUUGGAAAAGGAAAUUGAAUUUACGAUGAACAUCAUCAGCACGCCGCAGGAGAAGAAAGAGUUGGGCGAGCUGAUGCUGUCGCUGUGCUACCUGCCGACCGCCGGUCGAUUGACCGUCACCGUCAUCAAGGCGCGAAAUCUCAAGGCCAUGGACAUCACCGGCUCCUCCGAUCCGUACGUGAAGGUGUCGCUCAUCUGUCAGGGGCGCCGCAUAAAGAAGCGCAAGACGAGUGUGAAGAAGGCCAACCUCAACCCCGUGUACAACGAGGCGCUCGUCUUUGAUGUGCCCGCGGAAAACGUGGAUGAUGUUAGUCUGCUCAUCAAGGUGCUCGAUUAUGACAGAGUUGGCUCAAAUGAAUUGCUCGGUUGCACGGGAAUUGGUGCGCAAAUCACUGGUCUCGGAAGAGAGCACUGGCUGCAGAUGCUGGACAGUCCGCGGCGUCCCGUUGCUCAGUGGCACCCCCUGAAAGACUCGCCGCCGCCCCCGUUGCAACUUGCGUCUGCCUCGUCACCACCUAUUAGCUUCAACUGCCUCAAUACCAGGUGAAGAAAUGCUGAACGGUUGGCGUUGGUCUUCACUUCUGCGCAAUUUGAGGACGUCUCUCCGUCCUAACGGCGUCGGUGGCAAGUUUUCUCCUUUUACAGGCCUUCUCUGUGAAUAGAAAAGGUCCAUAGUCAGCAAAGCACAAAUGCGAGUAGAAGCAGGCACACUGAUAAUUGUAAUUGUGCAAAAUUAAGUGUCUCGAAGUCAGUCAGUUCCUUCUCUAGGAUUCUCGCUUAAUCUUUCUGUUAAAUUAAUUAAUUAUGGGUUAACUCUAAUUGUAAUUUCAUGCAAUCGUGCUGGAAUCUAUUCACGACAAUAGUCGAAAAUAAUUUUGUUUUGUAUUUGAAUUUUUUCACCAUGAGGCCUUUGAGACUUGAGUUGAUCGUUUCUUUUAAUAAAACGCAGCUUCUUAUUUAGCGUGUAGAUUUUGAUGUUUUGGUAAUUUUAAGGGCUAGAUCGUAGCGUAUACUGGUGCUCAAGCUAUUCUUAUUGAACGAGAUUAUCUGAUGAAUAUAACGUCGAAUGCUGGUGCAAAGCGACUUUCGGAACACAUUUAUAAAAAUAUAUUUUAUUAUUUUCAAUUAGACAAUAACGAGCUCUACGAGAAUGAAAAUCAAGUUGUGAAAAAUAUUACAGGCACAGUUUGAUAGCUGAGCAUUUCUAAACUUAAUGAUAUAUCCAAACAAAUUUUGAUUUUGAGAACGAUUUUUAGUUCCUAAAUUACAGCUGAAAUACUUUUUUAUUAUUCUUGAAAACUUCAUCACAGGCUGUCCAUAAAUAAUGAGAAUGAAGAUCAGGUGUAAAGGUAAUUUUUAAUUUCCACUGAAGCUAUCAGCCUAAAUGUGUUCAACAAUAAAAAAUACGCAAUUUCUCUUUUCUAAAACAAAUUUUUAAAAAUGAAAGAUUUAAAUAGCUAGCAUUUGUGCGCUCACAGUUUAAUUUUAAGAAAUCCUCGCCCUUUCCGCGGGGAAACUUCCCGUUAUCCAAAAACGUUGAACCAUAAUCAUCAUAAUAGUAAACAAUUGGAUGAGAAUAGCUCUCAGUCGCUUGAAGACUGUCAUAAAAAUGGGCUUAGGGGUAGUUAUUUCGUCAAGGAAAAAUUAUUAUUUCACGAUUAGGCUGUUCAGCAUAAAUAUAUGUCCAGUUAAAGCGCAUCUGCACAUUAUAACACGAUAAUAUGUGUCUUCAUCAGCAUUAUGCAGAAAAUUAGUUGUAUAGGCUACGUUAUGUGGCCUUAAAUGUUGGUAUAUUAUAUAUUUGUAAAGUCGAAAAAUUGCUUUCCUAAUUCAAGUUUAGCACAAAAUGAUAAAUGUAUGUUUUAGUAAGGAAAUACGGAAAAUUUCUGCAAAGCAAACAGCGUAAUUUUGUGCCAUUUAGGGCGAAUUAUGUAUGUUGAGCUAUUGAUUGAUGUUGAUUCAUCUAAAAACCUAAAAUGUUUAGUGAGAGAAAUAAAUUGUCAGUGUUUCAAAAUUUGUUUUU